Molecule: messenger RNA, 780 nt
Organism: Phymastichus coffea
Lineage: Eukaryota; Metazoa; Arthropoda; Insecta; Hymenoptera; Eulophidae
Product: cuticle protein 21-like
Exons: 2
Coding region: 1-780 (259 amino acids)
Cellular component (GO): extracellular matrix
Source: RefSeq, a predicted model, not a curated record
AUGGCUUGCCAGUCUUUGGUUCUCCUCUGCCUCGCCGCUGGCUUCAGCGCCAUCCAAGCAGGAGUAAUAGCACCAGCUCCCGUAGCAGCGGUCGCGCCGGUGGCUCCCGUUUUGGCCAGAGUUGAAAACGAUGCGGUGCCCCAGUACAGCUUCGCCUACGACGUGCAGGACGCACUUACCGGCGACUCCAAGGCCCAGUUCGAGACUCGCAACGGCGACAUCGUUCAGGGUAGCUACUCUCUGAUUGAAGCCGACGGCACCCGUCGUAUCGUCGACUACACGGCCGACCCCAUUAACGGUUUCAACGCCGUGGUCCAGCGCGAGCCCGCUGUCGCUGCUGCUGUGGCCCCAGUCGUCGCUAAAACCGUCGUCGAGGCUGCGCCAGCCGUGGUCGAAGCCGCGCCUGCCGUGGUUACCGCUGCUGCACCUCUCGUCGCCAAAGCCGCUGCCCUUGCUCCGGCCUCAGUCGUUACCAGAACCGUGGCUGCCGCGCCAGCCCCAGUCGUUACCAGAACCGUGGCCGCAGCACCAGCCCCAGUUUUCGCCAGGACUGUCGCUGCCGCACCUUUGGCACCAAGACCCGUUUACGGCGCUCCAGUGUUGGCUAGGACUGCUGUCGCCUCCGCGCCUGUUGCUACUGCUGCUGCCGCUGCUCCAGUCUUCUCUAGGACUGCCGUUUCUGCGCCUGUUGCUGCAAUCGCUGCUCCUGCCUACCAAACCUACACCUUACCCCGAGCAGUUGCCACGAGACUCGGAGUCCCUGUUCAGUAUAUUUUAUAA